AUGGCUGCUCUUCGACCCACUGCAAUUCGUGCUCUUCAAGCACAAAGAGGUGCUUUCCGUGCUUCAGCUCCCGUCAAAGCUGUUAAGCCAACAUUCCAACCUCACUUUUACAGAAUUACACCCGAAAACGUCACAAAAUGGGUACCUAGUCUUGCACUUUGGGGCGGAGCUGCAGCUGGUGCAGUGACACUCUUUUUCAGCGCUGUUCCUAUCUUCCAAACCGAUGUUUUGAAACACAUCCCAAUCGUUGCCUCAUACUUUGAAGACAAAACCCCCGAUUCCGACAAACCCUUCUAA
Meira miltonrushii is the source of this 297-nucleotide messenger RNA. RefSeq lists its product as uncharacterized. Bases 1 to 297 code for a protein of 98 amino acids. The transcript has 3 exons. Gene Ontology annotation, biological process: mitochondrial electron transport, ubiquinol to cytochrome c. NCBI's taxonomy places the organism in Eukaryota, Fungi, Basidiomycota, Exobasidiomycetes, Exobasidiales, Brachybasidiaceae. The record is from RefSeq and is a predicted model, not a curated record.